CACAAAACUAUUAUCAAAGUAAAGCCGAGCAAGAACAAGCAAGAAUCAUCUUAACUUUUAGAAUUAAACGAGAAGAAAUGUUUAUCCUCAGCCGCAAAAUCCAGAAGAUCAAAUAAGGGAUCAACUCAGAAAGGCAAUGAAGUUAAUGACUCUUGUCUGCUUAAUAAAAAGUUAGUUGCUUGAGCACAAAAUCUUAAAAAGCAUGCUUCUCGCCAAAACUCAAAAGAAAGACCAAAAGUAUUCUUCUCAAGGAGACCAUCAAAGCAUCUUAAAAGACAAACAGCCAUUUCAAAAGAGCCUCAAGACUAUCCCAACGAUCAAACAUUAACAUCAGGUAGACAGACACAAACAAUAUCCCCGAAGACACCCUCAACAUCACCCUCAACUCCAUCCCAGACUCCCUCAACAGUUCUGACUACUUCAAUCGUGAAAGCCUCCAAAACCUUCCAAGCCACCUAUACCUCCAAAACCGCGACCACUUCCUCCGCCCCAGCCACCCCAAAACUCUGUUCUAAAAACGACCAACUAUUCCGAACAAAUCCCAGCUCUUCUUCAAAAAUAAAUCCCAUUUUUAACAGCUACAUCAGACAUAUAAAGACAGGCCUGAGCUCUCGGAGGUCAUCCAAAUCUGCCUUGGGGAUGACAGUAUUGAGCCAGCCCCACAAAGGCAGUCGGAAUAUUGCCUUAAAAUCAAGCCUCACUUCAAAAAUUACACAAUCUUUUCAAAAGAAUUCACGCAAAAAGAAGGGGAAAAUUAAGACCAAAAGAGUAAGCCUCGCACUCUUGAGAUCCGAAGAGAAGUUAAUAAUUUUUAGAAAUCAUUUACCAAAUAAACGAGAAAUCUUGACUGACAAACUCUCUAAUAAGCUGAAUUCUAUAUAUUUCAAAUACUACAAAUCAGGUUAUGAGCCUUAUGAUAAAGAAAGGGAGGAAAGCCAAGAGAGAUCAUCAAGCAAGAUGUUUACUCCUAAACGUUCUAAAAAGUCUAUAAAAAAGCGUAGAUCAAGCAAGAAAGUUACUAACCCAAAGCAUGCGAGUGGGAAGUUAACUUCCAAGCUUAAAAGUGUGAUCAAAACCCUGAACAAAUAUGAAAAUUCUCUCCGUAGUGAGAGCCAAUAGGGAUGAGAAGGCCUCUCAAACUUCUGGC
This is a messenger RNA of Moneuplotes crassus, 1147 nucleotides long. Lineage: Eukaryota; Ciliophora; Spirotrichea; Euplotida; Euplotidae. The record is from the annotation of a GenBank genome assembly.